UAAAAAAAAGUCAUUUCAAUUUUUCAACUUUCAAACGGCUCCUCUCUCCGCUCCAAACCACCACCACCGGAAACCAAACUCUCCGACAACUUUCCGAUCAUAAAACCACCGGAAAACUCACCGGAGUUCACAAACCGUCACCAACUGGACCCAAAACAUGGGCAAAUACAUGAGGAGGAAGAAUAAAACGUCAGGUAAAGUGUCGCUAAUGGAAGUUCCGUCACUAAACGGCGUUCUCACUCGUGCGAAAACCCUAGCUCUUCAAAACGCCGCCGUUUCGUCCGUUGGAGCUGGCUCGUAUAUCCAGCUACGCAGCCGCCGGCUCGUUAAGCCGAAUUUGGUGAAGAAACAGAAGGUGACGUGUGUUGAUUCGGUAAACCCUAGAAAAUUAGGAGUUGUUGAUUCCGUGAAAUUAGAGGUUGAUUCGUCAAAUGUGAAGGUUAAUUUGGUUAAUUCUGUUGAGAAAUUGGGUGAAAAAGAGGACAUUUGUAGAGAAUUUGGUGAUGAAGAAGGUUCAAUUGGGGAAAAUAUGGUGGAGAUUGAAGGAAGAGAAAGGACUACACGAGAGAGCACACCAUGCAGUUUGAUUAGAGAUCCUGAUGCCAUAAAGAUUCCCGGUUCGUCCACAAAGUCAACGAGACCUACCGAAGCCAAAUACAGAGUACAAGAAGAUACGUCACCUAGGCAAAUCCCGUCAACUAGUGAAAUGGAAGAGUUCUUCACGGGCCCAGAAAAGCAACAGCAACAGUUAUUUAUUGAAAAGUACAACUUUGAUCCGGUGAACGACAAACCACUACCUGGGCGAUACGAAUGGGUGAAACUUGAUGAUGCGAAGAAGCGUUAAAGUUAAUUAACCGCUCGAGAUUAGCACAACUGAAGAUAUGGGUAGGGUUAGAUUUAAUUUAGAUUUUAAUCUUUAUGUGAGGACAGUAGAGUAAUUAAUUCUUAAACUCCCCUAUUCUUGUUUUGUUUGUAAAGAAAGAAGCGUAGCGGGUCCCGUCGAAAACCCGAGUGCAAAAUGUAGAUUAGAAGAUCUGUAACAUAAGAAAAAAAAGAGCUUCUAAGUUCUAACAGUAACAGAAGUAACAGAUUAUCUA
Molecule: messenger RNA, 1097 nt
Organism: Helianthus annuus (common sunflower)
Lineage: Eukaryota; Viridiplantae; Streptophyta; Magnoliopsida; Asterales; Asteraceae
Product: cyclin-dependent kinase inhibitor 4
Exons: 3
Coding region: 158-844 (228 amino acids)
Biological process (GO): negative regulation of cyclin-dependent protein serine/threonine kinase activity
Cellular component (GO): nucleus
Molecular function (GO): cyclin-dependent protein serine/threonine kinase inhibitor activity
Source: RefSeq, a predicted model, not a curated record